AUGGUGGUUAAAACUAGAGGGAGACAAGCCACCAAAGCUGCUGUAGUGGUAACAGAACCUUCGACAGCCACUGACGUAAAAAUCACAUUACAGCCAGAUGAUGCCAAUCCCCCAAGGGUUUUUAUAUUACCAAAAGAUAUCAGUACAGAAGCUCGAAUUAUCACACUCGAAAACCCUAGAUAUGCAAAGCUUGAUCGAUAUCUUGUAUGCCCCAAUCGAGGUUUCAAUGAAUUUACUCGAAUAGCUGCACCAAAAACAACACCCAGAAGUUGGUUACUUGUGCCAGAAGAUGAAUCGAAGGUUCCCCUGAGCGAGGAGCUAUCCAAGGAUGGAGCGAAUGAUUCAGAAAAAGCUUCCGCCAAAGGCUAUGUCACGAAAGGAGCAGACCUUUUCAUUGCGACCCCAAUUGACUCCCUAUUCAUUAUUCUCCCUGCUCUUGUACCCCUAUCCACAACCAAAGUCUCAGACCCCCCGAAGAAAUUAUUCUUAGCUGGCGACGAUUAUAUCGACAAGUUAAUAUCCAUAUCGCCACACCUGGUAUCUUUCCUAAGAACUGGCCCAUUGCGAACGAGCCUGGAAAAGAGAAUGGCUGCAGUAUGCGAUACGGUAGAUGCUGGGGACGAAAUAAUGUUCAGAAUAAAUGAGGAAAAGCUAUCCAAGGAACUCUUACAGAAGGCGAAGAAGAUGGUUAAACAUGGGAUGCCUGCUAGUAUGGAAGAGAAACUAGUCAGAAAAGCGCUGGACAUUCCAGUUUUAAGCAUCAAGCGAGGAGAAUCAACCCAAGAAGAAUUAAAAGAGGAAGCGAGUACACAAGAAGAAUCGGGGACUUCGACACCACGAACCGAAUCACAAGAUACACAAGCUGCAGACUCAUCCGCAGAUACUGCUGCGAGCUCGGUUUCCGAAGCCUCAACAGCAGUAACAUCAACAUCGGGCGAUUUGGCUAGUAACACUGAAGAUGAGAAAACAAGCAUACCAUCGAUCGAUGCACCCGAGGGUGUCGCAGAUCUAUUGCGCAUCCGUACAGCAUUUUUCUUCAUCUGCUCGAAUUACAUAGCCCCUCACCUUAGCGACAUACUGAAGGACUUCGUGAGAUCUUCGGCAUCACCUGUUGAUUUCAGCCCCUUGGAGAGCCAUCUUGCAUAUCUAACGAAACUGCGGCAAGAUGCUCUGGCAGCACGAUCGAUGGGAGAUUAUUCGAGAAAGCGAGCAACAGUUGGCGAUGAUGAUGAAAUAGAGACGCGUGCAGAAAAGAAGCGCAAACUAGACGAGGAGGACAAGAGGAAGAAGGCUGGUGAGAGUAGAGGUGUCAAGAACUUAAAAAAAGUCAACACCAGUGGAAUGAAAAAGAUGAGCGACUUUUUCAAGAAAAAAUGA
This is a messenger RNA of Sclerotinia borealis F-4128, 1377 nucleotides long. The record is from the annotation of a GenBank genome assembly. Lineage: Eukaryota; Fungi; Ascomycota; Leotiomycetes; Helotiales; Sclerotiniaceae.